UCCAUCAAUCGCGGCCAUAGCGCCCUAGGAACACAGAAGACAAGAUAUACCUGGGACGAGCAGCAGUACUCUUGCAGUUGAAAUAUUCAUCUGGCCAAAAGAAAUCAACCAUGCGUUCCCAUGUCGAAACCGGGUGUACGUUUUCGGCUCGUCGGACGUCCCCAGCCCAGUUCGUGUCCCUGGCAUCGCAUGAGAGGGGGGGCGCCGUUUCGAACUCUGCCUCAGCUGACGUGGGUUCUAUGCCCAAUACACCCUUUGGUCCUGGGUUGGAGGCCACCUUGGGUGCCCGGCUUGCCAUUGGCGCAAGCCACGCUUCAGAUAUCACCUUGAUUGUCGAUGAACGAGACGAAAAGAUUGCCGGCCCGUCCGUCUCCGCCGUCACGACCCUUCAAUCGUGGGGUGUCAAGACGAUCCAUGCCGCCAAAGUACAGCUUUCUGGCCUUGUCCAUUGCCAUUCUUUGCCAAAGAAGCGGGCUCAGAAUAUCUGGGGACUGACAAAGCCGUUGCGAACAUCUUCGGAAUUGAAGGCCCUACUUGGCUCCUCGUCCUUCCAUCUGCAAGGGUCUGCCUGCGACCUGAGCCGGAAGCUAGAAGUCUUACUCUCGCUUCGGAACGAGAGUAAUAUCAAAGCUCAGCUGUUCGUUUCUUGGGAGCCCCUGGAUACGUCUCUCAGCCAGUUACUUGCGGUCUCGCCUCAAGUCGAUGCUAUCUUUUUGGACAUCGAUCAACUGGAGUUGAUGCUGAACUCGCAGACCACUGCUUUUGACAAGCAGCUCGUCGAGCGCAAAGUUCAGGUUCUCCUGGAUGCUGGCAUUGGGCGCAAUGGUCAGGGGAUCAUGGCUGUUCAAUACGACUCGUCCUACCUCGUUGCGUCAAGGGAGGACGGGUUCAACUGGGUUCCGACUUUCCACAGUCACUUCGACGUCGACGCCUCGUUCGCAACAAAGGCGUUGUCCGUCUUCCUUGGAGGGUUCACUGUGAAGUAUCUGCGGUCGGGGGACAUAAGGGAAGCAGCUCUCCAUGGCGCCGUCGCGGAGAGCUUCGCUGUGGAGCAGCAAGGCCUCCCGCGUAGGGGCACCUCGCCCUAUGUCGCCGCUGCGGCAACAUUCGCCGCACGGCAAUAUGGGCUAUCCAGCGAGUAUGUCCCUGACGCAGAGACUUGGAACAUGGACAGCUUCAAAAACAGGGUGCGGCUCCUCAGCGUCAAGGUUGAUGCCAUGACUCGUGUCAGGCAGGCUACGCUUUCCCGACGGCUGUCUGGCGAGACCUUGAGGAACGAAGAUGACUUGCUCAUCGCCGAACAGUAAUCAUAGCUAGUGAACAUGUAUACAGUCAUUUCCAUGUUAUUUUACAGGGCGAAGGGGGGCCGAGCUGCAAUUUGUCAGGGUAUCAUAAGACUUUUAUUUUACUCAUUUUUUACUCAUUUUUUACUCAUUUUGUUUUCCAAGUCUACAGUGUUGUAGGGCACCGGAUGUCUAAUGUACUUGUUUGAUCUGAAGCGUCCUCUACUUCUACCUGCGGAUGACCUGGGCCCCGUCAGCCG
Sodiomyces alkalinus F11 is the source of this 1543-nucleotide messenger RNA. RefSeq lists its product as hypothetical. The record is from RefSeq and is a predicted model, not a curated record. The coding region runs from base 111 to 1307 and encodes 398 amino acids. NCBI's taxonomy places the organism in Eukaryota, Fungi, Ascomycota, Sordariomycetes, Glomerellales, Plectosphaerellaceae. The transcript is spliced from 2 exons.